CGGCGCACGCGUAUUGCGUACUUUGUACCCGGCUGUUGCUGUGAGAGAAAUCAAUAUGGCUGCGCUUGGUGUCCGGUGGGUCCGGGCUCUUUCCAAGGGGAAAGGGACGGGGGUAACAGCCCUUAUGUCGAUGACUAGGGCAGCCUCUGGAAUUUCUAAGGAUAUGCUACCAGGACCUUAUCCAAAGACACCUGAAGAAAGAGCAGCUGCUGCCAAGAAGUAUAAUAUGAGGGUGGAGGACUACGAACCAUACCCUGAUGAGGGAAGGGGCUAUGGCGACUACCCAAUGCUCCCAGCUAAAUCACAACAUGAGAGAGACCCCUGGUAUUCUUGGGACCACCAAGACCUGAGGAAGAACUGGGGAGAGCCGAUGCACUGGGAUUUCGACAUGUUCAUCAGGAACCGAGUGGAUACAUCUCCCAGCCCGGUCCCUUGGAAUACAAUGUGCAAACACUUGUUUGGAUUUGUUGGCGUUAUGCUCAUAAUGUUCUGGCUUGGGGAAACAUUCCCAGCCUACCAGCCUGUGGCUCCCAAACAGUAUCCCUAUAAUAACCUGCAUCUUGAAAGAGGAGGUGACCCCAACAAACAGCCUGAAGAAUUGAAACAUUAUGAAAUCUAACAGUGGUAUAUUAAACUGAGCAAUUGUGAUGCUUAGUUUUGUUAUGCUGUCUACAUUCACAAGUCCAGAAUUCUAAUAAAAAUGUUACUCAGACCAUGA
Molecule: messenger RNA, 718 nt
Organism: Acipenser ruthenus (sterlet)
Lineage: Eukaryota; Metazoa; Chordata; Actinopteri; Acipenseriformes; Acipenseridae
Product: NADH dehydrogenase [ubiquinone] 1 beta subcomplex subunit 8, mitochondrial-like
Exons: 5
Coding region: 56-619 (187 amino acids)
Biological process (GO): mitochondrial electron transport, NADH to ubiquinone
Cellular component (GO): mitochondrion
Source: RefSeq, a predicted model, not a curated record